CCCCAAGAGGCUAGGGCUGCAGGGGGCGUGCUCUUGACCCGCUGUGGAUGCCCAGGCUCAUACCGAACAACUUCACGCUUGCGUAUUCCAACCCAAUCCGCAGCAGCCCAAAGACCCGCGUUUGUGGCUUGUCCCUAGCAGCUAGCAAGACGCCUGUUUGCGAGAUCCGCACAUGUCUCCCUGGCAGUAGCGCGGUUUUCCGUUUCGGAACAUGGUGGCGGUGGCACAGCAUCCUUGCGGGUGCCUCCUCGUCUGCUCGGCAUCGCAUUCGCCCGUGGGCCAGGGGAUUUUUGGCAUGGGGAAAUGAGGGAGCUGAACACUGGAGGAACAGGGACGGGUGGCCUAACCGUUCCCGAGUAAAGAUAAAGCGAGGCUGGCAGCCUCUCUUUUGUUUUGGUUGACCAUUUUUGGUGCUCUGUCUUCCACCGUGCUCUCGUCUCCGCCCCGGUUCGCCCUCUCUCGCCACUCGCAGGCGCUGCCAAACGUCCAAAUAAGAAAGACAAGCCUUUCCCUCGGUCUUUCCAACACCACCUUUGCAAUGGCGGUGCGCGGUCUCAUUGCCCGUGGCGUUCCCACCACGCUCCCGAAAUGGCUUCUUUACGUCAAGAUCGUCAUCCUUGUUCUGGCCCUCCUCGUCCUCGCCCUCGCAGCAUAUGCCAUCUCCAUAUUCAGCAGCGCCGCCAACGAUGACUACUACUUUACUGGCUCAGGAGUCCCUGGUCUUUUGAUCUUUGUUGCCGUUAAAACCCUCAUCGUGUACGGUGCCGUUACUGCGAUCCAAGUGUGGGCCCCGCGCAUGUUUUUCCGCAUCGCCGCCCUCAUUGCCUAUCUCCUCGGCAUCAUCUUCUGGCUGGCCUCGUGGGGCUGGGCGGCCAGCAUGUCGGGCGUCUACUUCUCGCUGGCCAACACCUACUCCAACCGCAUCUAUGGAGCCCUGCCCAACAAGCUCCGGCAGGAGGGAGGUGCCUUGGCCGGUUGCGCUGCCAUUGGCGCCAUUGCUUGGGUCCUGUCCAUCGUCAACGUCGCCUUCUUCAUCAAGGCCUGCCUGAACGACCCCGAGAGCGAGGGUGCCAACACCAACCAGGCCGAGCUCGGCCAGGUCCCGUACAAGGCGCAGGAGGCCCAGGGCCCCGCCGUCCCGCAGCAGGGCGUCUACCAGCAGGGCCCGUACCAGCAGGGCGAGUACCAGCAGCCGCAGCCGGGACAGUCGCCUUACGGCCAGCCCGCCCCGGUCUAUGGCCAGCCCGCGCCCGUCUACGGCCAACCUGCACCGGUUUACGCGCAGCCUGCGCCAGUUCAUCAGCAGCCGUAUGCCACUCAGUAGAGUGGCUGUGACUUGGGGAUUCAAUUUCAUUGUUGCUUGAGACUGGACGGGAGGGGAGGGGGGGAACUGCCGAGACCUGUCGGUUGGCAGGGCCCAUUGUCACUAUCUUGGAAAGCUAUUUAUUAAACGAUACCAGAGAUACCAUGGCGUCUGUGCUGCCAGUGUGCGAUGAAGGGCAGCUCCA
This is a messenger RNA of Gaeumannomyces tritici R3-111a-1, 1508 nucleotides long. RefSeq lists its product as hypothetical. The coding region runs from base 539 to 1324 and encodes 261 amino acids. The transcript has 3 exons. NCBI's taxonomy places the organism in Eukaryota, Fungi, Ascomycota, Sordariomycetes, Magnaporthales, Magnaporthaceae. The record is from RefSeq and is a predicted model, not a curated record.